Molecule: messenger RNA, 1878 nt
Organism: Cyclocybe aegerita
Lineage: Eukaryota; Fungi; Basidiomycota; Agaricomycetes; Agaricales; Hemipholiotaceae
Source: the annotation of a GenBank genome assembly
AUGGCCAGAUCUACUCCUACGAAUUCUUCUUCGACACGCCUCUCCGUCGUUGCAGGACGGAACGAGCUCCGGCCGUGCAAGAAACCAGGCGGCAACGCAGAGACGCACCAGACUGAGGAAAGCGUCCUAUCAUUUGACGCGAACGACCUCACGAUGCGGCCAUCGAUAACAUCAUCACCCUCGGCCACCCAACCAUUGGGGAUGUGCCGAAUGUUGCCUCGUCCGAAACACCUCGUCUACCAAUUCAACGCAGAACCCUGUCUCUCCGGAAAUGGCAUCAAGUUGGUCAAAGCUCCAGUCCGCCGCCCUACUCCAGUCGGCGGAUCCUUCUGCACUUCAAGCUUAUCGGCCACACUCAUCGCCGAACCCGCCCACCCGCGCCUCGCCUUCUCCUCUACGCGCGAACGCCUCGGUGACGAGCGAAAGGGAUCUUUUCAUUUACUCAGGGGUGUUCGCCUCACCCCGCCAUGGGCAACACUUCCUACUUGUCCGAAGACGUCCCCCUGGACAUCAUCUACGAGAUACUGGGGCACCUACCCGUGUUCGAUAUCAUACGACUUCGCCAGGUAUGUUGGCUUAUCGUUCCAUCACUCUGAAAGGAAACAUUCUUCGCCUCAGGUUUCUCGCCGGCUUCGUCAGGCCAGCUAUCAGCGAAGCGUAUGGGUCAACGCGUACGAAAGAGCCAACCUCCUCCUGCCCCACGCGCCGAUCUCGUCUCGGAGCACACACGAACUCGAGGUAGCACUCGUACGCGCGUCAAGAAUCGUCUGGAACUGGACCUCGCCCAAGCCCACGAUAUGCACACGAAGGCGUUUCCCCCGCGAACUCCCAACGUACGACUUUGACGGGAACGUGGUAGACGGAAGAUACCUGAUGCUGGCCGAGCGCAGCGGGCUUUCAUGGUACGACUUGGACGGGGACAUGGCGCGUCCAAUACUCGUGUACCCUUGCCCUACCAUCCUCCCGAUGACGGGAUAUCUGAAUCAUCAAAUCAAUGCUAGCCAAGAAGGGCGAGGGUCUCUAUGGGUCGCGUUCGUGUGCAUGCAGCCAAGUAGAAUAACCAUCCUCAAAGUCGACCUAAAUGAAUCUGGAGGCACUGCCCGCCUCCAUUCCGAAAUCCCAUCCGUCAGCGUAACUGGCAUAAAGAUGGGCCACGAUUGGCUUCUCCCAAUCGGAGAGUUCGUCUCUCCAGAUGAUCCUAUGGAUCUAUUCCAUAUUCCAUCCCGAACCACCCUACACGUUCCGAUGCAUGAAAAAGUCCGGAGCUUAGGCGAUUUGAGCAGUUUGAACCUCGCCUUUACCCCGCAGUACCUCUUCUUUACCUUCUCAUCGCGCACGGAAACGUCCAUCGACACGUACACCCUCCCAACCAUCACCGAGGCCACCCCUUCUUUGCAGGGGAGGCAUGUCAUCCGGUCUCACACUGGCACCUACCCUCACGCAAUGUCGAAUAUCCAAGUCGUCGAGAGUUGCGGCUCCCACGUCUCGUUCCUGUCGCUUGUCUAUGUGUCGCGAACGCCCGUGACCUGGACCUCAAAAAUUGGUCUGCACCUCUUCGACGUCUUCCUAGAACCUACGGGCGACAUCGUGUUCACCACGCAGGCUUCCCGAACCCUGGACGUUGGGAUCGCGACGACGCAGCUCUUCCAAACCGCGCAGCGUGGCCGCUGUCUCGCUGUCAGUCAUUCAUCUCCUGGGUCUUUUUUAUUCGCCUAUCACAUUGAGCGGCGCGGUGAGGCACAGUAUGACAUGAGUGUGAAGUCUUUGAAGCUUCCAGACGGCGUGCAGAGCAGGGAUGUGCUGUCAUUCGAUGGCGUCCGGGGUAGACUUUGUUUCACUAGCGGUUGGACCAACAUCGAGAUUUUAGACUACCACUAG